Drosophila navojoa is the source of this 2084-nucleotide messenger RNA. It is a transcript of the gene Bulli, whose product is annotated as regulator of MON1-CCZ1 complex protein bulli. Gene Ontology annotation, biological process: regulation of autophagy. Lineage: Eukaryota; Metazoa; Arthropoda; Insecta; Diptera; Drosophilidae. The record is from RefSeq and is a predicted model, not a curated record. Gene Ontology annotation, cellular component: late endosome membrane; lysosomal membrane; Mon1-Ccz1 complex.
CAACACUGCUUCUUAAUAUGUGGGUGGACAACUAGUUGAAAUUCUUGCACUGAAUGGAAAAAUAUAUAAAAACAAUGGAAAAGCCGAAUGGAAUACACUACAUUGAGCUCUCUAGCAAUUUUAUACGCUUCGACGCCGUCAGCCAGCUAACAAAUGUAUUCUUCGAUGACUCAAACAAACAGAUAUUUGCCGUCCGAUCGGGUGGUGCCACGGGUGUCGUUGUAAAAGGUCCUGUGGAGGAUACUGUGAUAUCGUUUUGCAUGAGCGAUCGCGGGGGUGCGAUACGCUCCAUUAAGUUCUCACCAGACAAUCAAAUCCUGGCCGUGCAGCGCAAGGAAAACGCAGUAGAGUUCGUUUGCUUCCAGGGCGAUCAACCGCUGCUCCAAGACAUUAUAACCCAUCAAGUAAAAACGCUAAUUUAUGGCUUUGUGUGGGUGCACAAUCGCGAGCUUGCGCUCAUCUCGAACACAGGUGUCGAAAUCUUUCAAGUUGUGCCAGAGAAGCGACAAGUUCGCUCCAUCAAGGCGCUCAGCAUCAGCAUCAAAUGGUUCGCUUGGUGUUGCGAUGCCAAUGUGGCCUUGCUGUGUACCACCGAAGGCAACACGCUCGUGCCUGUCCUCGUCAAACAGAAGGUCAUCACCAAGCUGCCCAAAGUGGAUUUGGGGAAUCCGGGUCGAGAGGUCCAAGAGAGUAAAGUAACGCUGGGUCGAGUCUAUGGCGUACUGGCCGUGCUUAUAUUGCAAUCCAACAGCACGACAGGCAUGAUGGAGGUGGAAGUGCACCUGUUGAAUGGCCCUGGUCUGGCGCCUCGUAAAUGCCAUGUGCUGCGCCUCAGCUUGGUUGGACGCUUUGCCAUUAACACAGUGGACAACCUGAUAGUGGUACAUCACCAGGCUACGGCGACGUCGCUGCUAUUUGACAUUGCACUCAGUGGCGAGGUGAUCGACAAUGUGACCUAUCAUGCGCCCAUUACGACGGGACGCUCAAUCAAACCAUUUGCACUCAAGUUACCCUCGCUUUCUCCUGAUGGCCAAAUUCUACAAUGCGAGCUUUAUUCCACAAACUGGGUGCUCUUCCAGCCUAAUAUUGUCAUUGAUGCCAAGCUGGGCUGCAUGUGGUACCUAAAUCUGUCCAUCGAGCCACUGUGCAAUCUAAUUUCCGAUCGCAUACGGCUCACCGAAUUCCUGCUUCAGCGCAGCAGUGGGAAACAGAUGCUGCUGAAGGUGGUGCAGCAACUGAUGGGCGAUCAGUAUAAGGGCACGCUGCUGCCUGUGCUGGAGACCAUCUUUGACAAGAUCAAUAAGAUUUAUGCCUCCUGGGUCCACAUGGAGCUACAGAAUCAGACAGCGCUACCUGCGAAUGUGAAGAGCACAACCACUAAGAAUACUACACCGCCCAUUGUGCUCAUCGAGCAAUCGGAUAUGGUAGAAAUAUUUCAGCCCAUUGCCGAGCGACCCUUUGCGGAAACUGUGCUCAUGUUGUACCUGCAAUCCCUCAACAAAUACAAUAUAUCCGCCCAGGAGGAGCUGAGCAAGAUGAUAAUCAGCGAGUUGAUACGUAAUCGCAGUUUUGAUACGCUGCGCCGAUUGGUCAGCUACUCCAUGCUGCUGGAGUCCAAGUCUGUGGCGUGCUUUUUGCUGGCUCACUCUGAUGUCGACUCGGCUAUAUCCCAGAUGGCCAUCGAUAUGCUGGGCAAGAUCCAGGCACACGAGAUAAUAAUCGAGGUGAUGCUGGGUCAGGGCAAGGUCAUCGAUGCGUUGCGUCUGGCCAAAAACUCGCUGGGCAUUGACAAGGUGCCGGCGCGCAAGUUCCUCGAGGCGGCGUACAAAACUCAGGAUGAUUUGAUCUUUCAUAGCGUCUACAGAUUCUUCCAGAUGCGCAACUUGCGCAAUUACGAAACUCUGGCGUUUCCUAAAGCCGAGCAAUGCACGGAGUUCAUACAGCAUUAUAAUAAUACCUUUCCUCCGGAUAGCGCCAAUAAAUUGCAGACGAGCUGAGCCCAUUGUUUACUAGGAUUUGUUCAGUUUAUUUUGUGAUUUAGCUAAUAAUUGGGGUAUUCACACUUGAGUCUACAAAUAGCUUAA